CCAGCUUUGGUCAGGCGCGCCAGGAUUCGGGGCCGUUUCAUGAAAGCCAGAAGGGCGGCGGGAGGGGAGCGAGUCCCCCCCCCCCAAAAAAAAACAACCUGGCAGCUCUUCCCGCCGCCCGUGGAGCGAGGUCGAUGUCCUCAUCAGGCUCUUUUGCCCUCGCCAGCGGGAUGCAGGCGACUUUAAGAGCCAGGCGGGCUCGGCGUUCCAGGCAGGGUGAGGCAGUCGCUCUCCCGGUUUGGCUAGUUUCCCGGAGGAUGACCGAAGAGGAACCACUGCCGGCGUUGAUUCCAAUGCGCUGCAGCUAAGGACUACGAACUGCCGAGGACGGGAGAAGCAGCCGCUCGGCGCACUGGCGUUCCCGAAGCCGGAGCUGAAGGCGAGGAAUGGCAACCCAACGCAGCAACGCAGACUGGAUGGGCUCCUUGUCGCCCGUCCUCAGUGCCCUGCCGCUUUCCACGCUGGCCAUUCCAGGUUCACAUGAUUCCUUCAGCUACUGGGUGGAUGAGAAAUCUCCUGUGGGACCAGAUCAAGUCAUAGCAAUUCGGCGGAUAGCUAAAAUUCCUUUGGUAAAAAAGCUAAUGAAGAAAUGGUCAAUAACACAAGAUCUGACCUUCAAGGAGCAGCUUGAUAGUGGAAUACGGUAUUUUGACCUCCGUGUAUCUUCCAAACCAGGUGAAGCAGGACAGGAAAUCUAUUUUAUACAUGGCUUGUUCGGAACCACAGUAUGUGAUGGACUUGUGGAGAUAAACAACUUCUUAACCCAUCAUCCUAAAGAAGUAAUUUUCCUGGAUUUCAAUCAUUUCUAUGCUAUGGAUAUGAAUCAUCAUAUGUACCUUAUCAGCAAGAUUGAAGAAAUAUUUGGAUCAAAACUCUGCACAAAAGAAUGUGUAGAAAAUGUAACACUGCAAAGUCUUUGGGAAAAGCAACAGCAGGUUCUUGUUUUCUACCAUCAUUCUAUUUGUGAAAUAUAUCCCGUUCUAUGGGCAGGGAAUAAAAUGCCAGCUCCCUGGGCAAACACAACUAAUGUACAUAAACUGCUGCAGUUUUUAGAGACUACCCUGAAAGAGCGAGCAAAACAUGGAACUUUCCAUGUUUCCCAAGCUAUUCUCACACCAAGAGCCAAAACUUUUGCAUGGCAUCUCAGCCGUGGCCUGAAAAACACUCUUGUUCACAGAAAUCUUCCUUUUAUUCUGAACUGGGUGAAGUUACAGAAACCAGGAGUCAUGGGAGUUAACAUUAUUACUUCAGACUUCGUGGAACAGGUAGACUUUGCAGCUACCAUCAUUGGAUUAAAUAAUCUCCUUUUAGAAGUAUGAAGACAAAAUACUUACAAAGACCUCAAUAUAUAGAGCUAAACUUGCAGGAUAGCACAUCCUCUGCUGUACAUAGGAACAUUCUGCCUGUCUCUAUGGAAAUACAGGAUGUGAUGCUGGCUGACCAACUGGAGCUCAGCGCUACAACACAUGGAAAUUAUUAGCAGAGGCCUCUUCAUGGACUUGUUGAGUAUGUACAUCCUGCAUAUCAUGAAACCCGGAACUCUGGCUCAAAGGAUAAUAAUAAAUUAUAAGCUUGAUUCAUCAGGUUAGGCAACAGUUUACCUCUGUGGAUACCUCAGGCAGAAAUAUGUGCUCUGCUUGUUUCAUUACUACUGUACAGUCUAUAUUUAUAUUCUGCUACCUCAGUCAUUCUUUAGGGAAAUAUCAUUUCUAUUGUUUGCUGUGAUCUUUAGUAAUUAUAGUAAUGUGUGUGAAUUUUUAGAGUUAGAUUAUGUCUUUAAAACUCAAUUUUUUACUUGAACUUGUAUUUUAAUUCAUUAUUUUGGAGUAUCCUAACUGGGUACAAAGAGGAAUUAUUUUUAAUGCAACACUAUUUAUUUUGUGGAUUUUUUUAAAGUCCUAGAUUUAGAAUCACUUCUGAGAAGUAAAAGCUAAUACCACCUAACCUUUAUCUCAUUCUGGCAUAAUUCACUUCUAGCAUAUUGGAAUUUGCACAGAAGAAUGUAAAUAGGAAAUGGCAAUCCAGGGUACAACAUAUCUGCCAUUUUGUAGAAUUUAUUAAUUCAAUAAUUUUUAAAUUGUAAAAAAUAUUUAUUUAUUUAUUGUAAAAAAAAGUAUGCUAUCCUAUUUAAUCAGUUCUGGGCAGUUCAUAGUAAUAAAAGUUGCUGGCAUGCCAUGCAAAGUUAUUAUUGCUGCAAUUUUAUAUUUAUUUCCCCCCCUGAGAAUAAGUCCUACUAAACUAAGUGAAAUAUGUCAAAGUAGGUAAUUCUAGAGACCAUAACCUACACUGAAAGUUUAGUACUACACAGUUCUUUAAUUUAGUCUCUUUCAGUUAAGCCUCUUAUAGAGAAAGCAGUCCUGAAAUAGGGACCCACCAAAUUUGUAUCUUGAUCAUGGACUUUUUCUAGAGUCUCUGUACAUUUUGAAUUCCAGCAUCGUAUAAAUAUUUUGUUAGUACUUCUUAUGGUAGAAAAUUAUAAUGCUGACUUUUAAUAGACAAAAGCAAUGUAUAGUGUAGUACCAGUCAAAAUGCAAGAAAGGCAGGCAGCUAGUUCUUAGUGCCAAGACUGGGCCAGAAGAAGAAUCAAUGCCAAUAUUUCUAGAACAGCUAUUUUCACUUUUAUACUAUUUUAAUUGAAAGGUUGUAGGAGGAGAAUUUAUAGUUAUUUUCCUAAGUACUGUGUUUGGAAAUUUCUCAUAAUACAUUCACAGUAGUUUGCCGAAAAUGAGAUGUCAGAAAAGAAAAGAUUUGAAACAAGUUUGUUUCAAGUUUCGAGCAAACAAGUGUUCUUCAGAAAUCUCAGUUGCAUAUAGGAUGUUCUGAGUAUCCAGUCUAUUUCAGGGAUCAUUUCAGCCAUUGCAACGAUGGACAGAAAAUGAAGGCAGUAUUGAUAUGUCAUCCUAAAAGACUGAUAUACAUACCAUAGUUUUCUGCAGGGCUGGACUUCUUUUAUUUAUUUAUUCAUUAUUUAUUUAUUUAUUUAUGAAAUGCAUAGGUGACAUAGAUACUAGGCAAUUUGCAACUAUGAAAAACAAUCAGAACCAUACAAUAUAGAGUUGAAAGGAAGUCUGGAGAAGAAUGGCCAUCUAUUAAACAAGCAAAAAAACCUGCAAACAGAUAGACUCCAUUCUAAUCCAGGCCCUGGGAAUAAAGCCAGAUUUUAAGGAUUUGGCUAAGCAGGAUCAGGAUGUUUAUCAUUGUUACAGCCUGAGGAGGAAAUCAUUGGGUAUCCACAGGAAAUAUCCUAAAUCAACCUUAGCCACUUGAAGAUUUAUGGACUUCAACUUCCAGAAUUCCUCAGUCAGCUAUGCUAUGCUGACUGGGGAAUUCUGGGAGUUGAAGUCCACACAUCUUCAAGUGGCUAAAACUCAAAAACACUGUCCUAAGUGAUUUAAGUUCUUCUGGUGGUUGAUGGGUAAGGGAUUCCCCUCAGUUUUUGCUGUAUAUUUAUUUGAAUAAAAUAAUUAUUUCCUUUACAUCAUGGUAACAGCCAUUUUACAGUUUUUCUUUUGUGUGUCGUUUAAGGUUUUGCUUUGAAGUUGAAGUUUUAGCAUGAAAGAACAAUGAAAAUAGGGUGUGGUUUUUGCCAUUGGCAUUUAAGAAAAGAAAUUAGUGGUUUCAGAUAAGGACUUAGAGAUUGAUGCUUGCUCUUAAGGAACUUUUAUUAUCACAUGGGGUAGAGAUGUUUCACUAUAACGCUCAGAGUUGUUUGCACCUGUCCUCCUCAUUAAAAUCCCACUUUUAACUCGGGUGAACCAUGCUGGUUCAGGAAUUCUGCGAGUUGAAGUCCAGAGUUCAUAAUGUUACCAUUGCCCAUCCUUUUCUAACUUGUACUAUUUAUGGCCUAAUUCAGAAUUUGACAAGAAGUUUCUCAUCUUUGAACUUGAGGUAUAAUUCAUCCUUUGGGCUGAAAUCAUUUUUAUAGUCUAUGAAAAUCACUUGAUGUUUGAUUAUUGAUUAUUAAAUAUUGAUUAAAAUUUAAUCCAAAGUAAACCAGUAUUAAUAUUUAAUUAAGCUGUUAUACUAAGCAGGCUCUUUUGGCAAUUGCUGAUUUCCAUACCUGGAAAAGGAUACAGAUGAACAAGGCCAGUGUUGUAAGGAUUUUGUAUGCAUUUUCCAUUGUUAAUUUAUUUUUCUGUUAAUUAUUUAUAGAGUAUUACAAAUCAUUACAUUCACAUUCUAGUAGAAUAUAGGACUUUCUUAGGAAGGGCACUGGAAAGCUGGUGGCUUGCAGCUGCUUUUGUGUACUGAAGCUCAGUGCUUGCCUUUGUGAACUUUAUCCGUGAUUUGCAGACAUUUGGACUGUUUGGCAUGAUUAGUUCCAGUACGAUCUGAAAGUCUCACAAAAUGCUGUGGUUAUCAUCACGUAGCAAGACCGCUUUAACAAAACAAUUGCUAAAUUUAUGUUAUAGAAUUCCAACCUCACUCAUUCACAUAUUCAUAAGUCUCAGCAUUAGCAGCCUUCUUCAGGUGACCUUCCUGUCUAGAUAGCCAACCAUUAAUCCGCUUUAUUUCUCUGAAAUUUGUAGUAUGUAUCUGUUUAUAUUUAGGUGCUUCAUAAUUCCUGUUUUUCAGUUAUUCAAUUUCUGUUAUUUUACCUGACGUGACUGUUAAUAGCAGUGUGUUGUUCUUCCCCUACUUAAAGUUCAAGUCUCUCAGAUAAUUAUGCCAUGUAAAAUAGCCAAUUUUAUGCACUGUUUUUUAGUAAUGUUUUUUCUUAUCAUUAUUAUUAUUAUCUGUAUUUUUAAAUACUGUACGAUUCUCCCAGUGGUCAAGAAACAGUGAACUAAUCCUCAGAAAUAUUUGUUUUUAUUCAGGAGGAUAAAUAGGAAAUAAAGAAAGCUUUUCUUUUGUGUUUCCAAUUUUGUACCCUAGAUCACAGUUAAUACUGAUAUUUUGCUUUAUAUUAAUUAAGUGAUAGAAGUAGGAGUUUAUAUGGUUGCAAAUUAAUAAAAUGAAUAAAAUAUUAGAAUAGUAUGUAUAUUAUCUUUAAAUACUGUAUUUGCUAUCUCAUUUUAUGUGAAAUCUGGAAAAACUCAGAUUUCUUACUGUUUUGUAGACUUUGAUUUUUAUUCUUAACAUUGUACAUAUUUCAACUUUUUGUUUAGAAUGCCAGUUUUACUAUUAUAUGUUUAUUGCAAUUGUUUUGAGUAUUGUAAAAUGAGAAUACCUCAUUUAUUUGUGCACAUAACAUCUACAGAAUUUUUUGUCUUUCACAUUUAUUUAAUGCUGAAAAGUCUAGAUGUAAUUGUGCAAUCUGGAUGAACACCAUAGAGUUACUGUAUGCACAAUAAAAGU
Molecule: messenger RNA, 5298 nt
Organism: Pseudonaja textilis
Lineage: Eukaryota; Metazoa; Chordata; Lepidosauria; Squamata; Elapidae
Gene: PLCXD2
Product: phosphatidylinositol specific phospholipase C X domain containing 2
Biological process (GO): lipid metabolic process
Molecular function (GO): phosphoric diester hydrolase activity
Source: RefSeq, a predicted model, not a curated record